AUGGAAUCUUACACUCUACCAUGUGAAAGUUAUAUUUACAUUGAAGGAAAGCUAAGAAAACCUUUAGAUGCUGAAGGAGACGUACGUUUUUCGAAUAACGGUUUGGCAUUUUUAUUCUCCGAAAUGCGAUAUGAAAUAAACGGAAUAGAAAUACAAAAAUUGAAAUCACCCGGGGUAUCGUCUUGCCUGAAAGCAUACUGUUCAUAUACACCAAGUGACUUGAAUACGUUAGACAAUUGUGCUUGGGACUCGGGCAUGGACGGCGAAGAUAAUAAAAAUUUUAUGAGCAACGAUGUAUUUACCGGUUGUAUACCUCUAAAACAUUUAUUCGGAUUUUGCGAAGAUUAUAAAAAAAUAUUACUAAAUUGCAAUCAACAACUGAUUUUAAAUCGUUCGUCUACCGAUUUAGACGCAUUACGUAUAACGCAACCGGAACCCCCGAAAACGUUGAAAAAAAUAAAAAAAUUACGAUUGAAUUGA
Messenger RNA from Aphis gossypii (cotton aphid), 480 nucleotides. RefSeq lists its product as uncharacterized. The record is from RefSeq and is a predicted model, not a curated record. Bases 1 to 480 code for a protein of 159 amino acids. Lineage: Eukaryota; Metazoa; Arthropoda; Insecta; Hemiptera; Aphididae. The transcript has a single exon.